CUGUUUUCCAACAGGAUGUCCCGUUGCUGGGCCCCAGAUAGGCCCAGUGGGAAGGCGGGCCCUGAUCUUGGCCAUUCACCUGCCUUUUCCUACCAGGGCCGGGGCGGUGGGCACCGCAGGGGCCUCACGGCCUUGGAUAUGACGCUUUCCAUGACUGGCCGAGAACGGGCUGAGUAUACUCGCUGGAAGCAGGAACGGGACCAGAUUGACCGGGAGCGCUUGGCCCGACACCGCCAGCCCACGGGGGAGUGGCGCCGAGAAUGGGACGCUGAGAAGAUGGACCCUGCGCUGAAAGAGGGCAGCGAGCCUGGAGGCUCAUCUGGUGACAAGCAGGAGCGCUCUAAGCGCCCACCCAAGCUGCCCACUUUUGGGGAGUUCCUGAUUGGGCAGCCUGGGGACCGGCACUGGAAGAUCCGAGGCCAUGGUCGCCCACGAGGGAGUCCUUCCAAGCCCUACAGCAUGCACGACGAUCGGUGGGAAAAGGAGGAGCCAGGCCAGACGCUUCCUGCAUCUGCGGGGGAGGAUAAGGCAGAUGUUGCUCCUGUGCUGCAGGCAGAGCCACAAAUAGCAGCGGAGACAGAGGAGGAAGAGGAUGAGUGGGAGGAUGUCAGCGGGGAGGAGGAAGAAGAAGAAGAGGAAGAAGCCGAAGCUGAAGCCAACAGCAGCCAGGAUUCUUCCUUAGAGGAGGACAGGCCUCAUCCCUCCUGCUCUCCUGUACCCCCAAGGCAGCCCGGGCAGCUAUCUGCAGUUCUGCCUGCUUUACCUCAGGAGACUCCAGCCAUGGAGGGGGCACCCUUGACCCCCCUUGGGCCAGCAGAGGGAUACCAGCCUGUGUCCGACUGGGGUGAAGAGAUGGAGAUGCACUCCCCUCGGGCCAGCAAUAGCAACCAAAACCCCUUGGCUGUACCCAUGGAGGAAUUAUCUGCUGGGACUGCUGGAGUGGAUCCCCCCGUGCUGCUGGCAAUGCAGGGAUCCCUUCCUGUGGAUCCCCCAGCAGAAGGAGCAGCUUCUGCACCCAAAGCCCCGGAGGCAGAGAUAAAAAUGGAUUCAGAAGUGCCUAAGCCUAAAGAGGUGGUUGGCUGAGUAAGGCAGAAGAAAAGGGAGCGGCUGGAGAUUGACGGACCUGAGGCUGUACCCUGAUGGUUCUUUUCCAGAAUGCAGCUGGCAGCCUGCUGAGAACCGAGCCGGGCCACCUUCUUCCUUGGAGCUGCUGGACACAGCUGUGACACACACAUGCAUUCUGUGUGUUUCUGCCACUCUUGAACAGUCUCCCGUUUGGCCAUGUCAGCCUCCUGCCGCCCGCUCUCCUGUCACUUUUAGUGCUCUUAACGCAUAAAUCAUGGACAGGUGGGGCCUGCAGUCCUCCUCAGAUGGAAAGGUGUUGUCUCUCUCCAGCCCAGUCCUUGUGGUCUAUUACCUGUGGGUCUGGGUGGAGUGAUCUCGGCCCUAGGGGACAGGACGAGGGGCCUUCCUGUCACGGGGUUAAGAGUUUGGCUCCUCCAUAUCAUGUACGAAGCAAAUAAUUUCUUGACAAUAAAGCUUGCACGUGUCUUGCCUCCCUACCCGCCCCAGGGUCCUCUCUGAAGCGCAGGUGGGGAGGAAGACGGACCUUGU
Molecule: messenger RNA, 1614 nt
Organism: Python bivittatus (Burmese python)
Lineage: Eukaryota; Metazoa; Chordata; Lepidosauria; Squamata; Pythonidae
Source: RefSeq, a predicted model, not a curated record